AUGAGCACCACUACAUUACAGGAGGAGGAGCGCUGCUGUUCAUACCUAGAGCUUCGGUGGGAGUGGCAGGACACCCCAGUAUCUGACAAUGAGCACCACUACAUUACAGGAGGAGGAGCGCUGCUGGUCAUACCUAGAGCUUCGGUUAGUGACAGUGGUCGUUACUCUUGUAUGGCCUCUAACUCUGCAGGCUCUUCCCGUCUGGACAUCAACCUGCAGGUCCAGGCACCCCUCUCUGCUCAUGUAACUCCAUCCAUUCUCACUGCCGCCCUUGGCCAACCUGCUGCUUUCCACUGCUCAAAAGCAGGUAGUCCUAUCAAAAGCAUAGCUUGGGCCAAGGACGGCCAGAGUCUUCAAUCAGGAAACCCCUCGGACACCCUAAAGCUGGGGAUGGUGACCAAGGAAGACCAGGGCAUGUACCAGUGUUUCGUCAACAACGAACACGACUCAGCACAGGCAACAGCUGAGCUUAGACUGGGAGACACUCCCCCACAGAUCACCUACCGCUUCAUAAGACAGACCAUCCAGCCAGGCCCCUUGGUGUCCCUCAAGUGUGUAGCUUCUGGCAAUCCAACCCCCAAUAUCAAGUGGACUCUCGAUGGCUUUGCUCUACCCCAGAAUGAGAGGUUUGUGAUUGGACAGUACGUGCCUAGCCAUGGUGAUGUGAUCAGUCAUGUUAACAUCACAUCAGUGAAGGUAGAGGACGGCGGAACCUACAAGUGUACGGCCACCAACAGAGUAGGGGAGGCUUCUCAUAGUGCUGAACUAUACGUUUACGGUCUACCCCAAGUGAGGCCGAUGGGAGAGGUGUCUGCAGUUGCUGGAGAAGCCCUCAUCAUUUCUUGUCCCGUCGCUGGAUACCCCAUACACACCAUCAAAUGGUUUAGAGGCGAUAGAUCUCUGCCUCUGACCAGGCGACACGUCGUUUUCCCCAAUGGGACUUUGAUUGUGGAGAAGGUGCAGGCCGGAGCAGAUGGUGAUGGAGGCGCUUACCGUUGCACUGCCUCCGACAAGCUAGGGCGCUCUGCAAGUGGCUCUGUCCACGUCAAAGUCAUGGUACCACCUAAGAUAACACCUUUUAGCUUUCGGUCGGAUUUACUACUAGGAGAACGAAUAGGAGUACAGUGUGUUGUCAGCAAGGGAGACCCUCCUCUUACGAUCCAGUGGCUCAAGGAUGGUGUGGAGCUCGCCCUGUCGGAGACGAGCAGUCUUUUAGUCCGAGAGCUCGAUCAGUUCACGAGCAUUUUGAGUAUCAAUGAUCUCGCUCGCCAUCAUGAGGGGAACUACACUUGCUUGGCUAGUAAUACUGUGGCCCGAGCACAUCACACAGCAACUCUCUCUGUCAACGUGCCUCCAACAUGGGUGGUAGAGCCUCAAAACAAAGCAGCUAAGCUGGGCCAGGUGGCAGUACUGGACUGUAAGGUGGAGGGGUUUCCACAACCAACAGUCGUAUGGAAGAAGGUAUCAGGUGAGACACUAGGCCACUACCGUGACAUCACCACAGGGGUUCUCUCCAACGGUUCUCUGGUCAUCGACAACGUACGGCAAGAGGAGCAAGGACAAUAUCUAUGUGAAGCCAGCAACGGGAUAGGGGAGGGACUUAGUUCUGUUGUCACUCUAACAGUUAACGCUCCAGUACAUUUCAAGGUGAGGUCCAAGAAGGAGUUGGUUCGCAGAGGAGGCACAGCGGUGGUACAAUGCCUCGCUCAUGGAGACCUUCCGAUCAACCUCUCCUGGAGGAAGGAGGGUAGCUUCAUCGACCUUGGAGGAAGAAUAAGUGUGAAAAACGCAACAUCUCCUGGAGGGUUGAUCUCAGAGCUGUCCAUCAGAAGUGUUCGAACAGACGACAGUGGAGUGUACACUUGUAUUGGGCGCAACCACUACGGCCACGACCAGUCCACGAUACACCUACUUGUCCAAGACGUGCCAGGCAAGCCCUUCAACGUUCGCCUGGUGGACCACAGCAGUAGGCAAGUGCAGCUGUCUUGGACCCCACCUCAGGAUGGUAACAGCCCUAUAACUCGGUAUAUUAUUCGCUACGCACCCCUACAAGGAGAAUCUUGGCUGGAAGGAAGCCUCGAGACAUCUGUGGAAGGAAAGGAAAUCGUUGGAGUGAUGAGCAAUCUUCACCCAGCAACUACGUACUCCGUCCAGAUCAUCGCUGAGAACAGUCUGGGUCUGGGAGAGCCCAGCAUGGAGCUGCGGGUGACCACUGAGGAGGAAGCACCCUCCGCGGCGCCCAGGAAUGUCAAGGUGGAGGCUACCUCGUCUACACAGCUGGUGGUGUCCUGGGACUCUCCUCCUGGGGACCAAUGGAACGGGGUCCUUCUAGGACAUUACGUGGGUCACAGAGAGGCUGGUGAGGUUAAGAAACAAGGUAUAGGCAGCCAGAAGCAAUACAACUUCACUACGGUACUACUGAGGUCGGGAGGGGCCAAGGAGGAGGUUCGGCUGACGAGGCUAAGGAAGUUCUGCAAGUACGCCAUCAUUGUACAGGCUUACAACAAGCGGGGAGCGGGGCCUCAGUCUACGGAGGUCAUAGCUCAGACGCUGGAGGAUGUACCCGAGGCUGCGCCGCGUCAGGUGUCCUGCGAACCUACAUCUCCAGAGUCCCUACAAGUCACUUGGCAACCACCUCCAGAUGCUCUGGUCCAUGGUAUCAUCCAAGGAUACCGAUUGUUCUACGAGACCUCCGAGGAUAUGCAAGAUGUUACUGAGGUGCAGACAAAGAUAACGACGGCACUGACAACUAAACUCCACGGCCUCCUGAAGUACACUAACUACAGCAUAGACGUCCUGGCCUUCACUCGAGUUGGGGACGGUGCACGGUCAGAGAGGAUCUUCUGCAGGACCAAAGAGGAUGUUCCAGACGCCCCAGCAAACAUUAAGGCGAUGUUGGAAAAGCCAGACAUAGCGGUCGUAGCGUGGCUCCCUCCAGCCAAUCGGAACGGCGUGAUCCACACGUACGGCAUCCACAUACACAUCCUGGAGGGCGGCAACCUGAUCGACAAGAAGAGUAUGCGGCAGCCCGCAGGGUCAGGGUCUGUGGACCACUUGCGCUACACUAUGGCAGGGCUCAAGAAGAGGCAUGUCUACGAGUUCAGUGUCACCGCGUUUACUGAUGUUGGAGAAGGACAAAGUACUCCCGCAGUCACCGUUACACCUUCAACAAAAGUAAACGCAGGAAUCCUAUCGUUUGGAACCACAAAGGUGGUAGCUUGGAGAAGUGACGUCCGAUUUCACUGCCGUGUUGUUGGGAUUCCUGAGCCUAAACAAGAGUGGAAGAAUGGAGACGUGAAAAUCAACUUCCAGCAGCCAGGGUCCCGCGUGGAGCUGAUGGGAGACGGCUCUCUGAUGCUCAAAUCUGCCCAGAGGAGCGAUCAGGGAGAGUACACCUGCAGCGUGUCCAACGAGCACAGCCAAGAUUUUAUUACAUAUUUACUUUUAGUUCAAGUGCCACCGGACGCGCCAUUAUUGCUGAUCACAGGCAGUACGGCACACACCCUCCAGCUACAAUGGAAAUUAGGGGACGAUGGUGGAAGUCCUACCAAAGGUUUCGUCAUCCAUCUGAAGGCAGAAAGUGGGGAAUGGGAGGAAAUCAGAGUGGGAGGCAGCCUAAGCACCUACGCCCUCUCUAACCUACGCUGCGGCACUCUCUACCAUGUCUUCCUCACUGCCUACAACAGGGUUGGUAGCGGCAAACCCAGUAGGACUCUCCCCGUCCGUACCCGGGGGUCGUUACCGCUCAUACCCGUAGUCUCCCAGGUACUCAUCGUCAACUCAACGCAGGUUGGCAUACGCCUCAACGCUUGGCCGGACGGUGGCUGUCCCAUGUUGUACUUCGUCAUAGAGUACGCCCUCGCCAACGCCAUGGACUUCACUGUUGUUGGCAACAAUAUAAGUCCCGACAAACUAUACAACAUCGUAGGACUGACCCCUGCCACUGAAUAUCGUCUCCGUAUCACCUCACACAACUCAGCUGGAUCCACCACUGCCACCUACACCUUCGUCACCCUCAAUAACCUGGGAGUUACAGUGAUCCCAAGCCAAGUAGUUACUCUAGGAGAUCAUCGACAGCCGUUCCACAAGGACAUCAAAGUCGUCACACUCUCAAUAUUCUCAAGCAUUAUGCUCAUCCUCAGUCUUCUAGCUCUUUGCUUCUGCGUGAAAAGAAGAGACUUGGCACAAACCCCAGGACGCAUUCUUGAGGAGACGCAAUCAACUGCUACGCAAGACAACAAGCACAACCGAGACCAGUACUACGCAACCGUGCGCAAGCUACCACCCUCCCCUGCGCAUCUAGAGUGUAUACCAGAAUAUUCAGAGGACAUCCGACCUUACGCUACGUUCCAUGUUUCAUCCGCAGGGGAUGACACGAAACUGCAGACGUUUGCCUAUCGGGAGAGCCAGCUGUCGCCGAGCAGGAAGUCAACAACGCGUGUCACAGACGAUUACUGCAGGAAAAAGUCGCGGCAGAGAUUAAACGAAGACUACGACAGCUACGGGUCCGAGUCUGACACCGAACCAGGGAAUUCUAGCAGAGGGGAGUCGACCAACCAGCUGGACGAGAGAGGGGGAUUUCACGUCCACGGGGGUCGCAAACACUCGGGGAGCUCGGUGCCACAUGAGCCCCUCUACCCGGAGUGGGGGCAUGCGCAGUCUCCUAGUCAUACUAGAGCGCACGCUCAGUACCAGCGCAGGUACUACCACCUACAGCAAACCCAGGCGCUGCCUCGACCACGAGACUGAACUCAAACACACACUUCAACUAGUCCAUCUAACUCUUGUGUUUAAUUUAGUUUUAUUUUGAGGUCACAAGCUACCAGUAUCAAAAAUGCUCCCUUGUACAUAUGACUCUUUGCACUUACUUCAGUGUUCACAAUUUUGUAAACUUU
Macrosteles quadrilineatus (aster leafhopper) is the source of this 4895-nucleotide messenger RNA. RefSeq names its product cell adhesion molecule Dscam2-like. Bases 1 to 4749 code for a protein of 1582 amino acids. Gene Ontology annotation, molecular function: protein binding. Lineage: Eukaryota; Metazoa; Arthropoda; Insecta; Hemiptera; Cicadellidae. The record is from RefSeq and is a predicted model, not a curated record. The transcript has 27 exons.